CUUCCGGCAAGCUGCGCCUCUGUACCUCAGCAACCUGUCUGCUUCAUGUCUAUCCACUUGCAUCUCUUGACGCCCAGUCUCCGUCCCUUCUCUCCAUUGUGGCGGCCAUCUUAAACGGCCCUUUCACAUAUUUUUCCCGCUGUUUUUUCUCCUGGCUCAGAAACACACAGCGGUACAGUGCUCGGAGCUCGGACCUCAGG
Pelobates cultripes (western spadefoot toad) is the source of this 200-nucleotide messenger RNA. The record is from the annotation of a GenBank genome assembly. NCBI's taxonomy places the organism in Eukaryota, Metazoa, Chordata, Amphibia, Anura, Pelobatidae.